CAGACCAGUCACCGUAUUCAAUACUUCAAGCCCAUCGGAGUUUCUUCUUUCUUUCCCGCAGAACCCUUCCAAAGCAACACCCUGAGGAACGAAUCGACCAACGACUGCAAAUCAAGUAAUCAACGCAUUUGAGCAAAUGUUGAGACGAAAACUCUCAUCUUUAUUAUCGAACUCCGUUAGAAAUGCAUCAGUUUACACCAAAUCAACGUCACAUUUCCCAAUCACAAAGCUGUUGCACAACCCAAUUCACCAUUCAAACCUAUUUCAGAAACCCGUUAAUUCAUUUGAGGUUCACAGCAUUAGGGCUUACAGUUUGUUGAGCUUGAAUGAUCUGAGGGACAACAAAGGUGCUACGAAACAGAAAACAAGAAAGGGUCGUGGAAUCGGGUCGGGUAAGGGUAAGACUGCGGGUAGGGGUCAUAAGGGGCAGAAAGCUAGAGGGACUCAUAAGUUCGGUUUUGAAGGUGGGCAAACUCCCUUGAGGCGUAGAAUGCCCAAGAGGGGUUUCAAGAACCCUUUCAGCCUUGAAUUUCAGCCAGUUGGUUUGGGAAAGAUUGCAAGGUUGAUCAAUGCUGGGAAGAUCGACUCUUCAGAGCUCAUCACAAUGAAAACUCUAAAGGAUACAGGGGCAAUAGGAAAACAAAUAAGAGAUGGAGUGAGGUUGAUGGGACGUGGUGCUGAACAUAUACAAUGGCCAAUUCAUCUUGAGGUGUCACGGGUGACUGUGCGUGCAAAAGAAGCGGUUGAAGCAGCGGGUGGGUCCGUGCGAAAAGUGUAUUACAACAAACUCGGUUUCCGUGCGCUUUUGAAACCGGAGUGGUUUGAAAAGAAGGGGAGACUCAUUCCAAAAGCAGCAAGACCGCCACCUAAGCAAAUGGAUAAGGUUGAUAGUAUUGGCCGAUUGCCAGCUCCCACAAAGCCGAUUCCCUUUACCGAAGAAGAUGAUGACAAACAAGCUGCCAUGUCAGCUUGAAAAACAUACCUUUU
Molecule: messenger RNA, 987 nt
Organism: Lactuca virosa
Lineage: Eukaryota; Viridiplantae; Streptophyta; Magnoliopsida; Asterales; Asteraceae
Source: the annotation of a GenBank genome assembly